Penicillium paradoxum is the source of this 1662-nucleotide messenger RNA. RefSeq names its product heme-dependent oxidative N-demethylase family protein. NCBI's taxonomy places the organism in Eukaryota, Fungi, Ascomycota, Eurotiomycetes, Eurotiales, Aspergillaceae. The transcript is spliced from 4 exons. Bases 1 to 1662 code for a protein of 553 amino acids. The record is from RefSeq and is a predicted model, not a curated record.
AUGGCGUGGUACUCCAUUCUACCAGCGGACAUCGAGAGCUGGGCCGCUCAUGUCUUCGUGAGUUUCCGUCUUGUUUUCCUUGUAGUUCCUUCACCCCUUCUCGAUGACGCAGUCGCUAAUCUACCCCGGAUUCCGCAGUUCCUCCUCGGCCUCAUCACUAUCGGCCCCUGGGCCUUCCUCGUACUUCUCGAUGCAACAAUUUGGAUCUACCGACUGAUCCUCUGGGAAGUACCCUGGAUCGGCGGGCGCGCACGUGGUCGGCAGCGUCCUCGCGCGCCGAGCUUGAAUGAACGUCCGGGCGGGCAACGGAGAGCGUUUGGACUGCGCGGUGUGGAGACAGAUACCGGCGAUAGCGAAGGGCCGGAUCAAGAUGAUUCUUCGCAGCUGAAGAACGAGAAAGACGGUGAGGACUCUCGCAAGCAGAACGUGGGCUCUGCUGCCCAAGGACCGAAGCCAGAUUUGAUCAUUCGGAAGAUGGCAGAAGCUCUAUACAACAAGCUAGACAUCGGUUGGCAACGGCCUUUAUUGCCCAUAACUUACCUUCUGUCUAUCCUCAUUGUGGGCGUAUGUAUCUACCAAUGGAGGGGUCGAGAGUCCCGCAAUGCAAGUGCGUCAGGGAAGACGAAGACAACCUAUUCGGAUGAGAAACAACCUUCCAUUACACCUCUAGAAGGGUUUGACUGGCAGAAAACUAAGCCGUUGCAAUUGCGGCCAUUUAAAGGGAAAGACAAGUAUAACUUGACCAUGGCAAUCGAAACGCUUGACCCAUCAGAGCUCAUCCAAAUCGACAAGACAUACAAGGACCGAAUCGCCCUUCGCAAAUCCGUCGUUCACAACCACCAUGAUAUAGUGGUGGCGAUCAACAACGACCAAACCCCAGCCCAGGAUCCACGCAUUCGCCCUGCCAUCGGCGAACUCUACACUUUCGUGCUGAGAACAUACCUCCCAACCCGAUACCCGAGCAUGUUCCAGCUCAACCCUGAUAGCUCAAUUUUCCAAAACCUGGUCACAGGUGAAGCCUGGCCGACAACCCUAUCACCAACCACUCCAACAAUCCAAGCACUAGAAAUCUUAGCCCAGACAGUUGACGAGGAUUUCUUGAUCCUUCUCCCCGAACUCUCCCGGGAGAGCGAAGAACAACCAAGAUAUGUCCUGCAAGCAUACGCAACGUGUUUCCCAGCGGGCUUCAACACGCGCAAGAAACUUGGUCUGCGCUUGGUAGACAUCCACGGGCCGGUCCCGGGGUAUGGAGAAAAGAUCGAGCGCAGUAUGGAUAGGUUCUUUGCGCGAAUCGAGGUUGGGACCUUUGUUAAAAGGGCUAAUUGGAGUGUGACUAUUGAUACGGGGCUGUUUGCUGCGUUUGGUGGAACACAUGCUGUGUCGGGGAAGAAGGAAGAAGCUAUCAAGCCCGAGGAAUUAGAUGUUGAUAAGACUUUCCUUCGAUCUGAAAGACAGACAUUGUAUCGACUACCCGUGUCUAGGGCUGUGGUCUUUGGUGUGCACACUUAUGUCUAUCCGGUUAGGCAAAUCAAGGAUGAGGGUCUUGGUGAGGAAUUUGCGAAUGCCAUUGACGGGCUGAAGAAAGGGAAUGUGCCGGAUAUGCAUAUUUAUAAGAGGGGGGAUGUGUGGGGAGAGGCAUUGAAGCAGUUCCUAAGGACUUAG